Molecule: messenger RNA, 1416 nt
Organism: Penicillium antarcticum
Lineage: Eukaryota; Fungi; Ascomycota; Eurotiomycetes; Eurotiales; Aspergillaceae
Exons: 8
Coding region: 1-1416 (471 amino acids)
Biological process (GO): transmembrane transport
Cellular component (GO): membrane
Molecular function (GO): transmembrane transporter activity
Source: RefSeq, a predicted model, not a curated record
AUGGCAACAGAAAAGUAUAUCCAAGAUGUGGAAUAUGCCUCAGAGGUUGCCAACCCAGAAGCUACUGAUUCAGCCCUCGAAGCGCGAGAAAAGGCCCUAGUCUGGAAACAGGAUCUGCGGAUUGUUCCUCUGUGUGCUGGUAUAUACUUACUUUGUUAUCUUGAUCGGUCAAACAUCGGGAAUGCCAAAAUUCUCAACUCGGACACCGAAAAUGAUCUCCUCACGGAGACGAAUAUGACCUCGUAUCAAUUUACGAUUGCAUUGAUGGUUUUCCUCAUUGCAUAUGCACUAUUUGAAGUACCCUCAAAUUACUUGUUGAAAAAGCUCAAGCCCAGCCGUUGGAUUGCUUUCCUCAUGCUCUCAUGGGGUGCAACGACCAUGGGUCUUGGAGGGGUGCACAAUUACGCUCAAGUCACCGGACUACGAUUCCUACUAGGAGUAAUGGAAGCCGGCCUAUUUCCCGGUUUCGUUUACUACCUCACGUUCUGGUACCGCAAUUCAGAGCGAUCCAUCCGCGUAGCUCUGAUUCUUGCCUCAGCAACCUUAGCCGGAGCUUUUGGCGGAGCUAUCGCCUUCGGCGUCGGUCACAUGAACGGUGCCCAUGGCCUUUCUGCGUGGAGGUGGCUAUUCAUCAUCGAGGGAGCACCUUCCUGUGCUUCUGCUUUUCUGGUCUGGUUCUUUCUACCAGACUACCCUGAGACUGCAAAGUGGCUUUCUAAUGAGGAGAAAGAGCUCGCAGAGCACCGUCUGGUCAAGGAGGGAUCCAAAGGUUCUGCUAGUGCCAUGUCAUGGGAGGAUGCAAAGGGCACACUGACAGAUUGGAGAUUAUAUGCUCACUAUGCGGUAUACUUUGGUAUAUCGACACCAUUUUCGAGCCUUUCUCUUUUCACGCCGGCUAUUACUUCUGGCUUGGGGUACUCAAAUCUCCGUGCUCAGUUGAUGACUGUGCCCCCGUAUGCGGUAGCGUACGUUGUGACUGUUAUUGUGGCUUGGUCUGCGGACCAUUUCAACAGUCGCGGUCUUCAUUCCGCUGUUUUCUCUUUCAUUGGCGCAAUGGGCUUUCUCGCAUCUGCUGUUUUGCCUGCCAGUUCCUACCAGAGUCGCUACGGAUGUCUCAUCGUCGCGGCCAGUGGUUCCUUUGCAUGUAUUCCGCCUUUACUAGGAUGGCUCUCCUCCAACCUCCGCUCAACUGCGGGUGCAGGGCUCGCAAUCGCAUUGAAUGUUUCAUUCGGCGCUCCGGGCCAAAUUGUCGGAGUCUGGAUCUACAAAAGUGACGAAGCAAAGAAAGGCCGGUUGUAUUUUAUUGAGGCUUUACUAUGGCUGGAGAAAUCGCCGCGGAGAUGGGGCGAGAGACGGAACGAGAUUUGCAUACUAAGAAAUAAGUUGGAGACAUACGGAGAGAAAGUUGAUGUGUAG